Molecule: messenger RNA, 249 nt
Organism: Brassica rapa (field mustard)
Lineage: Eukaryota; Viridiplantae; Streptophyta; Magnoliopsida; Brassicales; Brassicaceae
Product: cytochrome P450 705A22-like
Cellular component (GO): membrane
Molecular function (GO): iron ion binding; oxidoreductase activity, acting on paired donors, with incorporation or reduction of molecular oxygen, NAD(P)H as one donor, and incorporation of one atom of oxygen; heme binding
Source: RefSeq, a predicted model, not a curated record
AUGGCUGAAAUUAUCAACAACCCUAAGAUCCUUGGGAGACUGAGAGAAGAAAUUGAUUCAGUAGUAGGGAAGACAAGAUUGGUCCAAGAAACUGAUCUACCAAGGGAAUUUGAGCAAGGGUGUAAGGUAGGAGGGUUCUACAUACCGGAGGGCACGUCUCUUUUAAUUAAUGUUUAUGCUGUGAUGAGAGAUCCUGAUGAGUUUAGACCAGAGAGGUUUCUAAGGGAAGAAAAAGAGAGAAGAUAUUGA